GCAUUUUCUGCUUAAUGAAACUUGAGAAAGCGUAUUUAAUUAAUCUUUACGCGCGACCCCAAAUCCUAAUUCAAAGAACCACCACGAAGAAGAAAUAGUGUAAUGUAAAUUUUAUAGCCAAUCCACUGAUUUCAUACAAUUUGCAUUUCGGUACCCAAUCAAACAUGUCUGCCAUUUCUUUCUCUAAAUUCACAGCCUCUGUAAUCUACUCAUUGUCCUCAUCCUCUCCUUCAUCAAUUUCUUCUCAUUAUUCUAUAUUCCCUACUUUGUAUCCUUCCCUUUUGCGAAAUUUUCGUUCUUCUUCCCAAUCCCUAUCUCCCUCUUCUCCCCGGAAACUCCAUUUCCGUCUCCAUAUCCCAAGUUGUUCUUCCAAGUCUUCCGAGGCUGAAGAGGAGGAGGAGUCGUCCCCGGAGGACGAGUGGUUGAAGAAGCUCCCCGACAAGAAGAAGCCCUUGUAUUCUCACAGCCUCCCUUGCCUUGAGGCCUGGCUGAGAAGUUUAGGGUUUCAUCAGAGCAAAGAAGACAGGGCUGUUUGGCUGGUUGAGAAGCUUGAAUGGCAUGCCCAGCUCUCGCUUGAUGUCACUGAUCUCUACAUAAGGUAUCUAAAGACUGGACCCGGGAAUCUCGAAAAGGAUAUGGAAAGAAAAUUCAGUUAUGCUCUGAGCAGAGAAGAUAUUGAGAAUGCUGUGCUUGGAGGACCUUAGUCAUACUUGAGUAGUUUUUAUUCAUUGUUGGGUCUUGACUUGCUAUUUUUUGGGACAAAAUGAAUUUGCUUAGUGUUAAUAUAUUGCUUUUUUCCAUUUUUUAAA
Molecule: messenger RNA, 809 nt
Organism: Humulus lupulus (European hop)
Lineage: Eukaryota; Viridiplantae; Streptophyta; Magnoliopsida; Rosales; Cannabaceae
Exons: 2
Coding region: 165-704 (179 amino acids)
Source: RefSeq, a predicted model, not a curated record